AUGGAUGCUCCGCAAAAUUUGAAUAACAUCAAAAAUGCCAAGCUUCUUCCGUUGAGAUCUCAGUUUACCCUGGACUUUAUUGAGCCAAGAGAGAUACACCAUAUCUCCUGGAACAUAUAUGGAGGUGAACACCAUGUCAUCAGAAACCAUAAACCUAACAUUAAUGGGUUUUGUAUGGUUGAACGUAGAGGGAAUAAUAGGGGGUUUCAGGUUGAAAUAAGUGGGUUUAUUGUUGUCAAAAUGUCAUCUCCAAGCAAGAGACGGGAAAUGGAUGUAAUGAAAUUGAUGAUGAGUGAUUAUACAGUGGAGACGAUAAAUGACGGACUCACGGAGUUCAAUGUGGAGUUUAAUGGUCCUAAAGAAAGCCUUUAUGAAGGUGGAGUUUGGAAGAUUCGUGUUGAACUUCCUGAUGCAUAUCCUUACAAAUCCCCUUCUAUCGGCUUCGUGAACAAAAUAUACCACCCGAAUGUUGAUGAGUUAUCUGGCUCUGUAUGCUUGGACGUAAUUAACCAAUCAUGGAGUCCAAUGUUUGAUCUUCUAAACGUCUUCGAAGUUUUUCUUCCACAACUCUUGCUCUAUCCAAACGCUUCAGAUCCUUUGAAUGGCGACGCAGCAUCCUUAAUGAUGAAGGAUAGAAAGUUGUAUGACCAAAAAGUUAAAGAGUAUUGUGAGCGGUAUGCUAAGAAGGAAAACAUUUCCAACAAUGGUACAGGCGAUGAUGAGGACAGCGAUGAGGAAGACAUCAGUGAAGCAGGCACCCAAUCAAGUGAUGAUGAAAUUCCUGGUCAUGCUGACCUUUAA
Messenger RNA from Vicia faba (fava bean), 801 nucleotides. The record is from the annotation of a GenBank genome assembly. Lineage: Eukaryota; Viridiplantae; Streptophyta; Magnoliopsida; Fabales; Fabaceae.